AUGAAAGUAUUAACACUGGGUGCUGAACAAGAUGUUGGUAAGUCCUGUGUGGUUAUUACAAUUGGUGAUAAGAACAUAAUGUUUGACUGUGGGAUGCAUAUUGGAUAUGCAGAUGAGAGAAGAUUUCCGGAUUUUACAUUGUUAAGUAAAACGUUGAAUCUUAAUGAAGUUUUAGAUUGUAUUAUAAUUUCACAUUUCCAUUUGGAUCAUUGUGGCGCAUUACCAUAUUUCACAGAAGUAUUAGGAUUUGAUGGUCCUAUUUAUAUGACAUAUCUAACUCAGGCAGUUAUUCCUAUUUUACUUGAAGAUUAUAAAAAAAUUUUAGAACUAAAGUAUAAAGAAAAAGAAAUUUUUAACAUGUCUCAUAUAACAGGGUGUCUUAAUAAAAUAAUACCUAUUAAUAUGGAAGAGACACUUAAAAGAGAUGAUGGUAUUGAAAUUACACCUUAUUAUGCAGGUCAUGUUAUUGGAGCUGCUAUGUUUUAUGUAAAGUAUAAUGAUGAAAGUGUUGUUUACACCGGGGAUUAUAGUACUACAGCAGAUAAGCAUCUUGGACCAGCUAAAAUAGAUACACUAAGACCAAAUUUACUAAUAACUGAAUCAACAUACGGAAGUGUAAUAAGAGAUUGUAGAAAAAUAAAAGAAAGAGAAUUUUUACAGGUAAUACAGAAAACAAUUGAUAGGGGUGGGAAAGUUCUUAUUCCAAUAUUCGCAUUAGGUAGAGCACAAGAGAUCUGUUUGUUAUUAGAAAAUUAUUGGGAACGAAUGAGAUUAAAAACACCCAUCUACUUUAGUGGUGGGUUAGCUGAAAGAGCCACUGAAAUAUAUAAAAAAUUUAUCAGUUAUACCAAUCAAGCUGUCAAAGAUAAAAUUAAUAUUAGAAAUGUUUUUGAGUUCAAAGAGAUUCAACCUUACAAUAAUCAUGCUUUAUCUAACACUGAAUCAUCUAUUAUAUUUGCAUCACCAGCAAUGCUUCAUUCUGGUAACUCUUUAAGAAUCUUUAAAGAACUUUGUAGUGACUCUAAAAAUUCGGUUAUUUUACCUGGUUAUUGUGCUAGAGGUACUGUGGGUGAUAAAAUAUUAAAUGGAGAAAAAAAAUUAUCUAUUCUUAAUGAAGUUGUGGAUAUAAAAAUUGAUGUUUAUAAAAUAGCAUUUAGUGCACACACUGAUUCUUUCGGUACUCUGAAAAUGAUUGAUCAAUGUAAACCUGAAAACGUAAUGCUUGUACACGGAGAUAAAAAAAGAAUGAUUAUUCUUAAAGAUUUAAUUGAAAAAACUUUUAAACUUAAAGUUUUUUAUCCAGUAAAUGGUACUUUAUUAACUGUUCCAUGUGAUAAAAAAAUUCCUAUUAAAAUUUCAGAAAAUCUUCUUAAAUCACACGUAAAUUUAACUAAAGAAAUUAAUGACGUUUCUAUUUGUUUAAAACUUAAAAAAGAUGAUGGUAAGUUUGUUGUUAAAGAUAUUCAAAGUUUUGAUGCUGAAAAAUAA
Messenger RNA from Hepatospora eriocheir, 1488 nucleotides. NCBI's taxonomy places the organism in Eukaryota, Fungi, Microsporidia, Hepatosporidae. The record is from the annotation of a GenBank genome assembly.